Molecule: messenger RNA, 2689 nt
Organism: Nasonia vitripennis (jewel wasp)
Lineage: Eukaryota; Metazoa; Arthropoda; Insecta; Hymenoptera; Pteromalidae
Product: sugar transporter-like protein
Exons: 5
Coding region: 970-2157 (395 amino acids)
Biological process (GO): transmembrane transport; carbohydrate transport
Cellular component (GO): membrane
Molecular function (GO): sugar transmembrane transporter activity
Source: RefSeq, a predicted model, not a curated record
GAAGCGUAAAUAAAAAAAAGAGUGCUUUCAACCGCCGCUCGCUUUUAUCGAACGAGGGGCCGUAAAGACUUAACUUUUCGUAAAACGAUCCCAUUCACUUGGCCAGCCUCGCUUUUGCGCGCGGCUUUACGAGCUUCCUUCCUCUCCCUUCCCCGGAAAAUACGCACUUUUUAUAAAGGGUAGGUCGAGCAAGAGCAAAUCUCGCGAGUGCGUUUGGCUUUUAUGUCGAUGGGGAUGUGGACUUUGCUGGGAUAUUAAUGCAUCGAAGUAAUUUAGGGGCUUUUUUUUUAUUGGCAUCCUCGAAGUUGUGGCUUACUUUGUAUCGAUGCGCUGGACAGAAACGGUAUAUGGUGGAGAUAUAUUUUGUUUUUCAAAGCCGCCGUCGCGAUUUUAUCUUAUUUGUUUGCUAUCGGUUGCGGCCAGUAGAAUACAUGCAUUAGUCAUAAGUCAUUGACUUGAAUUCCGAGUGAAAACCUGAUAUUAUAGAAAUGUUAAUAUUGGUCUAAAAUUAAAUCAUUUUUAUCGCGUGUUGUGUGUUAAGCAUAAUAAUGACGUUUUGCAGUCAGACAUGCAAGUCGUCGGUUUCUCAAUAUCUGUCUAUUUAAGCUAAUCGCUAGUUUCCUAAUCUAUUUUCUAUUUACCCGGCGAUCGAUAUCCGAUUCAUCAUUUGUACGGUGCAAAGUCUCCUUAAAAGCCUAUUAAUCUCAGAUAAAGCUACAGCAUUCACUAACUUUUAUUGCUUUUAGAUAAAGACCAUGUAACUGAAAGAAUGCGCAAUAUUGAUGUUUGCUCCGAGAGAAGCUGCUUUUUUCAACUACACCAUUAUAUUCCUGUUUCCUCUCGAUCGGCGUAGGCACAGCUCUGGCCUGGACGUCCCCCGUCAUCCCGGACCUGGAAGCCUUCGACUCCUGGCUACCCUUGACCAAGGACGAGUCGUCGUGGGUGUCAUCCCUCUUGGCCAUCGGCGCAAUGGUCGGCGCCUUGCCAGCGAGUCCCAUCGCCAACUCGCUAGGUCGAAAACGUGCCCUCUUACUCCUAUCCCUGCCCUUUUUGAUAUCCUGGACCAUCAUCAUCUUCGCCAGCCAGAUCUGGAUGCUGUACGCCGCCAGGUCGAUCGUCGGUAUAGGAGUUGGUGCCAGCUGUGUACUCGUCCCGACGUAUCUAUCGGAAAUCGGCGAGCCAUCGAUCAGAGGGACGCUCGGAGCUAUGUUUCAGCUGUUCCUGACCAUUGGCAUAGUUUAUACCUUCGUUCUCGGAGCUGUGGUGAAUUAUACGACGUUGGCCAUUGCUUGCGGUGUUAUCGAGGUUGUUUUCGUCGGGACCUUCCUGUUCAUGCCCGAAUCGCCCAUUUGGCUGGUGGGCAAAGGACGUCGAGCCGAUGCGACUGCAGCUCUGAAACGGCUUCGAGGCGACGUCUACGAUGUCAAUACCGAGCUGAACCAGAUGCAGAAAGAGGCGGAGGAAAAUGCGAAUCGAAGAAGCUCCGUCUUCGACCUGGUUAGGUUGCCGGCGCCUAGAAAGGCUCUAUUGAUCUGCUUCGCUGGGAUGGCUUUCCAGCAGUUGUCCGGUGUCAACGCUGUCAUAUUCUACACUGUGAACAUCUUCAAAGCUGCCGGUAGUUCUCUAGAUGCCGACGUUGCUGCUAUUCUCGUCGCGGUCGUUCAGUGCGUCAUGGCUCUGGUGGCAGCUGGUAUAGUAGACAGGGCUGGAAGGAAGCCUCUGCUGAUGUUCUCGUCGUCGGUGAUGUCUUGCAGUUUGAUAGCUCUAGGUCUGUUCUUCAAAUUGAAGGAAAAUGGAAGCGACGUCUCAAACUUGGGCUGGCUACCACUAGCGUCCCUCAUCCUCUUCAUGAUUGCUUUCUCCAUCGGAUUGGGACCAAUUCCCUGGAUGCUGAUGGGUGAGCUGUUCACGGUCGAACUGAAGGGCAACGCCUCGAGUCUUUCGGUGUUGCUCAACUGGUUCCUCGUGUUCCUCGUGACGAAGACCUUUCCAGCACUGGAGAUGGUCUUCAAAUCCUCUGGAACCUUCUGGAUCUUUGCGGUGAUCAUGGGUUUGGCGACAGUCUUCACCUUCUUCGUCGUGCCUGAGACUAAGGGCAAGACUAUCCAGGAGGUGCAAGAGGAACUUUUGGGAAACAAACCCAACAGUUCGGUUUAAUGCUUAUAUAGUUUUUAGAAAAUUAUUAUCCGAACUGUACGAGCUAUGGCUGGUUCUUAUAGAUGACAGUAUUUAUUAUUAGAUUCGAUGUAAUGUUAGCCGAUAAAUGAACUUUUUUACUAAAGAUACUUACCCGUAGCCAUUAUUAAAUCGGGUAUAGAAUAAGAUAACCAUAAAAAUAUUAAUAAUAAACAAUUAUUUUUUAAGACGUAUGUUAGAUACAUUUUAUUGUUACAACGUUAGGGAUUGUAAUUAAAAAAGUCAAACAGACUUACGCGUCAAUCAGUUAUUUCAUCACCUUAUCACAGCUAAUCUCGAAAGCCUACAUGGAAAAAAGCUAAAAUGCGCUACUGCAUCUUCCGAUUUUUCUCGCAACGAAUCGCGCUGCCUGAUAAAGUUUAUGUGUACUUAUCAAGCCAAUAUCUUUGAUUAUUUUCGUGAUGAGAAAUGGUCGAUUGCAAGGACAUUGUACAUGUGACAUGUUUUUUUUUUUAUAAAUUUCAUAACGUAAUAAACGCAUUUCAUAACUAAA